AGAAGGCGACCGCCUGCCAUGAUGAAGACUUUUGUCCGGCGAGGCGACGUUUCCGCAAAGAGUUUAUCUUGCGCUCUUCAUCGACUUUUCGCCGAUCAGACAUGCCCAAUUCCCCAUCGUGGAGCGACACUCGGUCGAUGUCUAGUCAACCAAAGCGCUGGGUUUGAACCUGUAUUUGGGGCACAAUAGGUCCAUCAGUGCUUAACAUCCGCGGUGCCGUCGAACAAUAAAGGGGUGAUUGACUCUCAACAAGUAUAUAUAAGCCGUACAGCCGCCACCUGAUCCCUCAAUUCCAUCCGUCCAUCUGUUGCCUCUCCACUUGUGGUUACACUUCGACAUGCCUCGUUCAACGCGAUCAUCCCGAAGACGUGCCCGGUCCCCCUCUACACCACCAUCCAAGGUGUCUCCAGCGGCCAAGCGUCAGCGCAAAGUUGAUCGGGAGGACGACAAUACCUCGUCGGUUACCAAGGCCACAGACACUGUCGAGGUUAUGCAAGAGGUCCCAGCCGCGCUGAAACUGGUCAGGGCUAUGAAAGAAGUAACAGCCUUACCUAAGAUCGGAUACUGUCCCUCGAAGAUCGAACAAAUGGCAUCGCAUAUGAUGUCUUCUGGGCCGGACGACCUAUCUGAGGAAGACAUAGACAGGUGCGACAACGCCGAUAUGUCUGAAGAGGUUCUGGCGAGAGAAUCAUGGAACAGGCCAACUAUUGCCAAGCUGAGCGAGAUCGCCGUGAAGCAUGCACACAAUGCGGCUUCUGGGUAUCUCGACAGUCCCUUCCGUCUUCGGAUCACCAGGAGCGGCUGCAAAUUUGACGAGAAAGUGACACCUGCACCUGCUCCGAAGUAUCAGUAUCAAAGGCCUUAUCUCUUUCCCGGAAACAAAACCGCCCUGGAGAAUCGUCUCAAGCAAUGGCAUCUUAACGCCGAUGCGUCCGGUUAUGGGGACGUCCGAGAACAGGUCACGAAGGUUGACCAUACCGUUCGUCGGGCUAGGGAAAUCCCUGCAUCCGAUUUCGAGGUCGAACCUGAGCUUUUGGAGCGCAUCGCGGCCCUGUGGGACGAGCACUUCGUCCCCAACUCCGGUGUACGCGUUGAGCCCUACAAGAUCCACCUCUACGGCCCCGGGGACCAUUUCAGCGUCCAUCGCGACACCCCGCAGAAGGACCUUGUCGGCACGUUCCUUAUGGGCCUCGGUGACACAAGCUACGAUGGUGGUCUCAAUGUCGACGGGACUCGAUACGGGGCAGACGAAGGACAUUGGUGCGCUUUUUACCCCGAUGUGCCCCACUCCGUCAAGGACGUCCACGGCUAUAGAGCAACCCUCGCGUUCAAGCUCUUCCGCGCCUCUGACACGGACGAGGACACAUCCACCUCUUCGCAAGUCAGGCAGCAGGUGUCCCAGUUAGUCGAGGCACUGGAAGCGCCGUUCGGCAUUCUACUCCAGCGCAAGUACUGUCUGGGUACUACGAGCUUCAGCGGGUUCGAUGCUCUCCUCCUCAGCUCCCUCCGUGCCCUGGCCAAUGUGGAUGUCAGGCAUCUCCCUGUUGUCCUUGGGUCGUACUUUGAGUGGGGAUCGCACGACAAGAACGACCGUGACAACGACUGGGAGAUGAGUUGCACAACCGCUGUGUAUCCAUUCACGAAAGGUCACGUCGACGCUCUCUUGGACUAUGUCGAGACCGGCCACAGACCGAAGAAUCAAGCGGAGUGCGGUGCUCCAUGGCUGGACGGCGUCAAACACGUCCCUUUCUUCUCGCUCGACCUCAAGCAGUCGCUGUACACUUACAAGGAAGAAGAGGAAGAAACAUGCAAUUAUACUGGCAACGAGGCGCAGGCGUGGAGGGAAGACAGUGUGUACCUCUCGUAUGCCUUGCUGGUACUGCCUCGAACGCCAGGGACCUCCGAUACUGGAGCAGACAUCGCUCGUUGAAUGUGAUGAACGCAUGCCCUUCACCAUGGCAUACCUCGUGGGUAGUUUUUUUUAUGAGGCGGACUGAAUUGGCGGGAAUGUACAUGUGGACUGUUUGAUUCGAUACUUGAUCACCCUGAGCAGCUCAAAUGCGCGAGGAAUGUCAAACAUAUAUCUCAC
Dichomitus squalens LYAD-421 SS1 is the source of this 2089-nucleotide messenger RNA. RefSeq lists its product as uncharacterized. NCBI's taxonomy places the organism in Eukaryota, Fungi, Basidiomycota, Agaricomycetes, Polyporales, Polyporaceae. The record is from RefSeq and is a predicted model, not a curated record. The coding region runs from base 338 to 1930 and encodes 530 amino acids. The transcript has 3 exons.